AUGAGACCAUCUUUCCAUCUUGGUGCCUAUCAGUUCACCCUCUUCUCCCUCACCCUCCUCUGCCCCGUCCCAUGGUCUGUCACACCAUGCCCCCGACCCCCUACCGCCCUACUACCCACAGUGGAUGGACCUGCGCUGGAGUCUGCCCUGCUGCACCUUCAGGCUGCUCUGGAGGACCCACCUGAAGCCUGGGCCGAGUGGCCUCAAGACCCUCGGCGAGCCCUGCUGGAACCCAGGCAGAAUGCGGAAGAGGUCAGUUCAUGGGAGGAGGAAGCGCUGCUGAGGGACCAGAGAGGAGACCUGAUGGCCCGGCCGCUAUCGCCCUUUCCAGGGGGUCACUCUCUGGAAAGCAUGCACUAUCAGGACGGAGGAGAUGGGGAGGACGGUGGAAAAAGGAAUGAAGCUCUGACCUCCAUCGCUGGAGGGCUCCAGGCCGUCAGCCGGGAGAAAGGGGGAUUCGGCUUCCGCUUUGGGAGGAAAAGAUGGACUGACCGGGGAUGGAGGGAUGAAGGGAGGGGGGCACAGAGGAGGACAAGUGGAACUGAUGAGGGAGGGUUUUUUUAACGGGAAAGAAAGAGGAGUUUGAUGGGAAAAAGGAAGGUGAGGCUGGAAAGGAGAUGAUCCAGUAAAAGGAGUCUUUCCAUAGGGAGGGUGCUAAUACACUCGUUAGGCAAUGGCUUCCAGCAGCAGGCGAUACACUGGCAUAAAAAAUCCAAAAUGUAUUUAAGUGAUUCAUGACAACUUAAUGUUGCUGGAAAAGUUGCCCAGUGGGUCACUGCCUUUAAAAAUAAGACACAAUGAGAGGUUUAGUGCAGGUUGCACUUGAGUUUGAGGGAAUAUUUGAUAGAACAGGAAGAAAAUAAAAUGAUUUUAGUUAAUGCCCCCAUCAACCCAAUGAAAUCAACAUUUAAUUUAAAUUUGAAAACGAAACUAUACAAAAGAAAGAAAGAAUAAAAUAAAAUGUAUAUGCAUAAAUGGUAGUAUAAUAAUUAAACACUACAAAAGAGCAGGAUGUAAUUUUUUGCCAAUGUUUUCAUCUUGUUUGUCUCUGAAUUGGGGUAUAAAGAAAACAGUGACACACGUUAUAGUAACUGGAUGUAUAGAAAGAUUACAACUCAGCAUCAGAUGUUAAAGCUUCUCUUCAAAAGUGAAUGUAAAUGUUAAAGUAAUUAUGUCAAAUUCAAGGUCUAACAGUGUAAUAAUAUAUGAACACACACACACACACACACACACACACACACACACACACACACAGGAUGGCUUGAAUAUAAGCAAUGAAUAAAGCCUUGAGAGGUGCAGCCUGUAAAACAAAACUCUCAACACAGAUUUGGGGGUCAGAUGUUUGAUUCCUUCAGCAGUUGUUCGUCCUCACACAAAACAGUGUGGGAUCAUCACUGUCAUUGCCAUAAGCUUCUCUCUAAGCUUCGGAUUCCCUCAGUGUCAAUCAUUCAUGUGGUUUUUACUGAGACCUGAAUCAUCCACAGAGGUCUCCUCCUCCCCAAAACACAUAGAACAGGUGAUUAAACUGGUAAAAACACUGAAUAAAGGAGUUUCAUGUUAAAAUUCAGUGUUUCUCUUAUGGUGUUCGGCAGGAACGUCUAGCACUAACGUUUGCUUAGCUUUGGCUGUCACUCGAUUAAAAUAUAAUAUGAAAAUGCUAGAUUUAUAAAGUCAAAAUGUGGCUUAAAACUGGAUUGCAAGCUUCUAGCAGACAACCACAACGCUGACAUCCAAGCAAAGGUGAUAUGUUGCCAUUUACCAUAAUCAUUCCAUAGU
Seriola aureovittata is the source of this 1776-nucleotide messenger RNA. RefSeq names its product pyroglutamylated RFamide peptide (gene qrfp). The coding region runs from base 1 to 564 and encodes 187 amino acids. NCBI's taxonomy places the organism in Eukaryota, Metazoa, Chordata, Actinopteri, Carangiformes, Carangidae. The record is from RefSeq and is a predicted model, not a curated record. The transcript has a single exon. Gene Ontology annotation, molecular function: orexigenic neuropeptide QRFP receptor binding.